Molecule: messenger RNA, 408 nt
Organism: Rhincodon typus (whale shark)
Lineage: Eukaryota; Metazoa; Chordata; Chondrichthyes; Orectolobiformes; Rhincodontidae
Product: regulator of G-protein signaling 21-like
Exons: 3
Coding region: 19-408 (129 amino acids)
Source: RefSeq, a predicted model, not a curated record
CCAACACAUGAAGAAGUAAUGCUGUGGUCUGAAUCUAUGGAUAACCUAUUGUCUCACAAAGCUGGUCAGAUUGCCUUCAGAAGCUUCCUCAUGACGGAAUUCAGUGAAGAGAACAUCAAUUUCUGGUUGGCCUGCGAGGACUACAAGAAAAUCAAGUGUCCUACAAAACUAGCUUGUGAGGCCAAGAAGAUUUACACUAAAUUUAUAAAAGUUGAGGCACCUGAAGAGAUUAACAUUGACUUCACAACAAGGGAGAAUAUUACCAAAAACAUCGGUGAUCCUACCCCUUCCAGCUUUGACCUGGCGCAGAAACUAAUCUACAGCCUGAUGGCCAAAGACUGUUACCCCAGAUUCCUGAAGUCCAACAACUACCUGGAACUGGUAACCAAUGCAGACAAAAGUCAAUAG